AUGUUAACUUUGGAUAUUUUACCUUUGGGCCUUUCCAUUGCUUCGUCAAGUAGUGCUUGUUCUCAAGAAGCAGUCAAGGCCUUAAUCAACACAACAUUAAAGGAACAUGCUGAGAAUCUGGAGAAAGUGAACAAAGUUGUGGAGGAUUCAGCUGCCACAUGCAAGGAAGCAACCAAAAAAGUCAAUAAACUAAUUAAUGAUGAUUGGUCCUUCAUGAGCGCUUUUCAGAGAUCAUUCGAUUCAAACACUACGAAGUCGUACGAAGUUAUUUCCAGACUUGGAUCCUCACUUCACACAGAGAAGGAAAAGCUCAAAGAGGUUCGCACUGGCCUCCAAAUUGACAAUGUCGAGCUCAACUCCUCCAUCACAUCCAAAAUCGUAAAGCUUCAAGAUGACUUGGCAACUGAGAGUACAAUAAUGGAUGCUCUCACACUCAAGAUAGAAAAAUUGAAGGUGUUAAAUGUCAAGCUUGAGAAUGCUGAGAAGAAGAUCAACGAGCUCUUAUCUGAGAGAGCUGUUGUAACAAGUUAUGUUUCUGCUGUAAACAUGUUGCUUUCCGAUCUAUUUUAA
This is a messenger RNA of Lactuca saligna, 570 nucleotides long. The record is from the annotation of a GenBank genome assembly. NCBI's taxonomy places the organism in Eukaryota, Viridiplantae, Streptophyta, Magnoliopsida, Asterales, Asteraceae.